UAUUAUGUAAGAAGAAAAUUGAGGAAAUAAUUAUGCACAAAUAUUAUGAAAAACUUGCGUCUACCUUUCUCUAAAACGUUAAAAACAUGCUUAAAGACAAUAUUGAUAAAGUAUUGAUAAAAACGUAUAAGAAAACUGGAUGUAUAUUUCCUCACUUUCCUGAAUUUAAUCGCUAGGAUUUAAUUGCGUGCUAUAAUUGUAUAAUUGAUCGACAAGGAACGAUUAUUGGCAGGAAACGAAAUCUUUCCUGUUCGUUAAAUAAGUAAGCUCUCCAUUGAUUUCCCCUGGCAUUUGGGAGGAAAGGUCAUUGCUGGGGAAUAAACUGGGGAGGCUGCGGUUCAGGUUCAAGGUCGGUUGGAGCAGAAAGCGAGAAGCGCACGUUCCUCGAGCGGGGAAAUGGGGAAGAUGCGGUCGAUGAUGGAAAAGCUCGUUCUCACUCGGCACUAAUACUUCUCACACAAACGCAGCUAUGGCGUGUAGGUGGUAAUAAUAUUGAUGAAACAUUGAAAUAUAGUCUAUAUGGACUUAAUGACCAGUGAUGCACAAAUAAAUGCAUUAAUCGACUUUGCAGACAAGCGAUUUUUUUUCUUUCCCCACUUCUAAAUGAAAUCCUGGGUACGCCCAUGCUUACGCGUUAGUCGGACAAUAUUACACAGAAAGAAUAAUUUUACUGAAGUAUGCGGAAAUUGAAUCAGCCAUGGAUCUAAAAAUAAUUAUGCUGGACGUUGAAUACGACAACGCUGCAAAAGUUUUAACAUUCUAGUUGAUCAUGCAAUAUAAAAUUAUUUAGAAGCUCCAACAUUAUAUUUAAGUCUGUGCCUACUAAAAUUUUUAGAUACUUGAGCAAAAUUAUUUUUUCCGUGUACAGUAGUACCUUUCCGGAUUCCAUCUAUUUUUUUCUCUUUCUCCCUGUUGACAAUGAUCGAUAAUACAUGUACGACUUAAGCCUAGGUGACGUCGAUUCGGUCCAGCAAUUCUUGUCACUAUCUCUCUCAUCACUACCUACUACCUAUUAUUCUGCACCAUCAGCUGAGUCUUUCCCACCUGCAGAAAUCUCUCCUACCCUUAAUGCACGUUUUUUAUCUUUCUUUCUUUCUUUCUUUUGUCCCCGGUCUCUGUUCCACUCGAGUUCUUGUAUCCCAGAUUUCACGGUCGAUUGACACUUGUUGCGCCCGCUGGCCUUUGUCAAUCAUCUGCACGUUUUCCUAUAAUACAUUUGAUUCCAAAUGUGUCGAGAGGCAAUUAUACUUUUUUUCGUUUAAGGGAGAUCAGGUCAAAAUGCAGGAUAACUUUUUUCUAAACCCAUAACUUAUUGUAAUUAAUUUGUUAGCUGCAAUUCUUCAGUCAAUUGUUAUCGGUGAAAUUAAUAAAAUCCAGAAUUAAUGGCAUUAUUAAAAUCAGGAAGGUUGUAAAUUCGACAUUCUUUCUUAAAAAUCUUUAUUAGGACAUUCGAAAUCUUGGCAGGAUUUAUAUAUUUCUUAUUUUUUUCUUAAUAUAUCAAGGAUUAAUUUAAAUCAUUAAAAAUACGCUCAAAGAUAUGUGUUGACUGUUAGCUAGAAAUUAGUUUACAUGAAAGGAAAUGGAAAAUCCUGAGAUCAUGAUAAAUCGAAUGAAUGGUGGAACGGUAGGGGAAAAAAGAAAAAUGAAAGGAUUGCUCUCUCGAUUGAGCGUAUAUCGAUCCACCCCUUCCACGGAUUGUCGCGCGCGUUUUCCCCACCAGCCCUCUCCCCUCCUUCUUUCUCUUCCCAGUUCGGUAGGCGCCACCCUCCGCCCUCAGUUCGGAUUCCUUCAGCUCUCAGCGUCGACCGGCCGGGCUAUCACUCGGCCCGGGCCAUGCCAUGCCCGAGGCCACUGCCGGUUCUUCCGGGAAGUCGUUCCUGCAGCGGGCUCGCGGCAAAGUUCUCCGCUGGCUACGACGCUCCCUGCGGACGACGCACCAGAUCGACGGACAUGCCGCGGAAACGGGACCGGAGCUCGACGAGGAGAUGGAAAAGGUUUUUGCGAUGGAUGCCGGAGAAAAGUUCGACGUAGCCCGGCUUGGAUCGCCCUCGGAGUCAGCUGGAUCAGAUCGAGAUCGCGAUCGCGGACCACCCCCGCGAUAUGGCGGCGAUCGUGAUUUCAAUCAAUAUCGUAAAAAGAGCUACCCGCAUCCGCACAUGCCCCUGAAGAGUCUACAUUCCAGAUCUAUGCGACGACACCUUUCACCUGAAGGAUCGACGGCGGAAGUGCCCACCGAGGAGGACCAUGGCAAUAUCCAGGCGAGGAAUAAUGAGAUCCAGGAAGUCGAUGGGAUGAACCGUAAUGGAUUGCGAUCAAUCGUCACAGCCGAGGCCGAGGUCGAUGACGACGAAGAAACGAUGGAGGAAACCGAAAAUGUGGGCAGCAGCGAGAAUGAGGCGCCGAUCUCAGAAAGGGCGGCCUCUGGUUUCAGCGAUAGUCCAACCAUUGGUAGUCCGAGAGUGCAAUUCGAGAGGAUUAAGGAAGAAGAUCCGUCGGGCGUGCAAACACCGGAAGUACCGAUGGGCACUACUCCGAGUGGCCACGAAGAAGAUCGAAGUCGCCGGCGACAUCAAAAACAUGAGCAUAAACGUCACCAUCACAAAUCUCGCAAAUACUCUCUGCAGGAGGACCCACAAUGGCGAAAGCGAUCGGGAGCCGGUCUUCCAGACAGUUCGAGCCUACUGGCACGACGUGUGAGCGUUCAACCGGAAGAAGCAAGCACCCUACAGGAACUUGAUAUUGAUGAUUUGGAGUCGCAUCGCAGUGACGAUCCGCGCGGCAUGCGGCGGCACAAAGCCGCCCACUUAACGGUACAGAUCGGCCGACGGAAAGAGGGUGGCAUCCCCCAUGACACCUUCAAGAAGAUGUACGAUCACUCGCCGCACGAGGUAUUCGUCCAGCUGGACGAAUUGCACGGCCUCGGCGAGGAGCGUGAGUGGCGCGAGACCGCCAGGUGGAUUAAAUACGAGGAAGACGUUGAGGAGGGUGCUGACCGAUGGGGAAGGCCUCACGUGGCUUCCCUCAGCUUCCACUCGCUGUUGAAUCUUCGCCGUUGCCUAGAGACCGGUGUGGUCCUCCUCGAUCUCGAGGAGAAGGAUCUGCCUGGAUUGGCCUACAGGGUGGUCGAGCAGAUGGUCAUCGAAGAGCUCAUUCUGGCCCAGGACCGACCGGUCGUAAUGAGGGCGCUCCUUCUUAGGCACAGACACGUACACGAGCACGAGCGCGGUUUUCGAUUCGGUGGCAAGAGGAGCUAUUCCAGUUAUACCAGCCUUCAGAAUCUGCACGACGCGAAGCCGAAGAUUGUGUCAUCGAAUCUAGCGCUCGACAGUAAUCACACAGUGGUCGAUAUCAAAGAGGAGCUAACAUACAUGAGCAGUAGUGAGGAUUUGAAGAAGGGCCACAACGAGUACAUUCUCAAAAGAAUUCCAGCCGGUGCCGAGGCGACAGUCGUACUUGUCGGCGCAGUCGAUUUUCUGGAUCAGCCAACGAUUGCCUUUGUACGAUUGGCCGAAGGUGUAUAUAUGCCGUCCAUUACGGAAGUCACGAUACCGGUCAGAUUCAUGUUUACUUUGUUGGGGCCGAGAAAUGCAGAUCUGGACUAUCACGAGAUCGGCCGUUCGAUCUCUACCCUGAUGGCAAACACAUCGUUCCACAAGAUCGCUUACAAAGCCAACGAAAGGCGAGAGUUACUUUCAGCUAUCAAUGAGUUCCUUGACGAUUCAAUUGUACUGCCACCUGGCGACUGGGAGAGACAGGCCCUGCUACCAUUUGACGAACUCAAGGCGAAAAGCGAGGCCAUUAGAAAACGGAAGGCGAAAGCGCUCGAAGAAAAGAGCAAACCGGUGCAAAGUGAGGCAGCCGUAAAGAAAGCUCUUCUCGCCGGCGAGGAAGAAAAGAAGCCACCUGAGGACGAUGACGAUCCGUUGCGACGUACCAGACGACCAUUCGGCGGCCUCAUCAAUGACAUUAAACGUCGCUAUCCUUUCUAUUUAUCUGAUUUUACGGACGGCCUGAGCUCGUCCUGUCUCGCGGCGGCCAUCUUCAUGUAUUUCGCCGCACUGUGUACCGCUAUCACCUUCGGCGGCCUUUUGAGCGACAAAACGCAUAAUGUAAUAGGUAUCUCCGAGACUCUGGUCUCCGGCUCGUGGACGGGCGUGAUAAUGGCACUAUUUGCAACUCAACCGUUGGUGAUUAUCGGCACGACCGGUCCGCUGUUGCUCUUUGACGAGAGCUUGUACAACUUCUGUUUGGCGAACGAGCUCGAGUUUCUCACCGUGCGAGUGUAUGUUGGCGCCUGGAUGGGUAUCAUUGCUCUGGCAAUCGCUUCCGUUGAAGGUUCGGUCCUCGUGCGACUUUUCACGCGCUUCACCGAGGAGAUUUUCACGGGACUGAUCUCUAUUCUUUACAUCGUUGAGACGUUCAUCAAGCUUUACAACUAUUUUGUCCGUAAUCCUCUUCUUCACGAGUAUAACUUCGGGCCGGGCCUCAAUGAGACAACUUAUCCACUUUAUAUUACCGAAAUGAAGGUCACCAGAUCGCCAUGGAACGGGACCGAAGAAAUUUUGCGCUUGAAAAACGUUCGCGAACUAGUGCCGAGCCGCGACAUGGCCGAAUUGUCGAUUAAUCAGCCCAAUACAGCUUUGAUGUGUACUAUACUUUGUUUGGGUACCUUUCUGGGUGCCUAUUACUUAAGGAUCUUUCGUAACAGCCACUAUCUGGGCCGUAGCGCUCGUAGAGCCUUCGGAGAUUUUGGUGUGCCUAUUAGCAUCAUCGUCUUCGUUCUGAUCGACUAUCUAUUUAUGGUAAAAACGGAAAAGCUGCUAGUUCCCGAAGGACUUUCCCCAACUAUACCCGGUAGAAAUUGGUUCGUGUCUCCCGCUGGAUUCGAGAAACCUAUACCGCUUUGGAUGGCUUUAGCUUGUGUGGUGCCAGCCUUACUAGUUUACAUCCUAGUGUUUAUGGAGACUCAAAUAUCGGAAUUGAUCAUUGAUAAAAAAGAACGUAAGCUGCGAAAGGGCAAUGGCUAUCAUAUGGACAUCGUGGUAGUCUGCCUGAUGAACGUGGGAUGCGGGCUGAUGGGUGCACCUUGGUGUUCCGCCGCGUCAGUGCGUUCCCUCACUCAUGUAUCCGCCGUGACAGUGAUGUCACGCACCCACGCACCUGGUGACAAGCCGCACAUCGUCGAAGUAAAAGAGCAACGAGUGAGCGCUCUCCUUGUCGCCAUACUUAUAGGCGUAAGCGUGCUGAUGGCACCUCUGCUGCGGCGAGUACCGAUGUCCGUCCUUCUCGGUGUGUUCCUCUACAUGGGCAUCUCGUCGACAAACGGCGUGCAGUUGUUUGACCGCGUUAAGCUUUUCAUGCCGGUCAAGCACCACGGUACAGCGAACUACGUACGCCGCGUGCAAACCUACAAGAUGCACAUCUUCACUUCCAUACAGAUCCUGUGCCUAGCCGUAUUGUGGAUAGUUAAAAGUACAAGGGCCGCCCUGGCCCUACCCUUCUUCCUCAUCUUAAUGAUACCGUUACGCGCUCAGAUGAGUCACUUCUUCACCACCGCGGAGCUGCGCGCCCUCGACAGUAAGGGACCCGAACAUGAAGUUGAAGAUGAGCUGGACUUUUACGAGGAAGCUCCUUUACCUGGUUAGAUUGUGCCUUAAUCGACUACUCCAUAUCACGGCG
Molecule: messenger RNA, 5679 nt
Organism: Monomorium pharaonis (pharaoh ant)
Lineage: Eukaryota; Metazoa; Arthropoda; Insecta; Hymenoptera; Formicidae
Gene: Ae2
Product: band 3 anion transport protein
Biological process (GO): bicarbonate transport; regulation of intracellular pH; monoatomic anion transport
Cellular component (GO): plasma membrane
Molecular function (GO): solute:inorganic anion antiporter activity; monoatomic anion transmembrane transporter activity
Source: RefSeq, a predicted model, not a curated record